GCUGCCUCGGUAGUUUGUUCUGUCCACCAGGCAGGAAGUCCUUGCCGCCCAAAGAAACUUAAAACUUGAAUAAACCAGGCAGCUGUAACAAAAACAGACAAUGGAAACGAAUAGACCAGUGGAAACGACAGUGAACUCAGCAGAGGAUGUGCCUGACCCAGAAGAGGAGGAAAAGAGGGCAGCAGCUGCAGCCCGGGCUGCCAACCAUCUUCCUGAACUCCGUCUGGUGAUGCUGGGUUGGAGGUGGCCAGGAAAGAGCCUGACCGGCAACACCAUCCUGGGCCGAGAGGACUUUCACUUGGAACGAGCAGCCGAGUUCAGUGUGAAGAGACAGACAGAUGUGCAGGGGCGGCAGGUGAUAGUGGUGGACACACCAGGCUGGUUCUCCAACCAGGAUACGCCGCCCUCCUACCAGCAAGAGAUGGUGAAAGCAGCCUCCAUGUGCCCUCCGGGUCCCCAUGCCUUCUUGCUGGUCAUCCCUGUGGGUAUGUUCACAGAGGUGGACCGGGCUCGUAUCGAGGAGCAUGUGAGCUUGUUCGGUGAGCGUGUGUGGAGGCAUACACUUGUGGUGUUCACCUGGGCCGAGGUGUUGAGGAGCAUUUCCAUAGAAAGGUACAUCCGCAGGGAAGGCAGGGACCUGCAGUGGGUGCUGGAGAAGUGCAAGAAGCGGUACUUUGUUAUUAACAACUGUGUUUUUGGGGAGCAUCCCCAGCUAGGGCGGUUAAUGGAGAAGGUGGAAAAAAUGGUGGCUGAGGAGGGGGGUUUCUACAACCCAGAGGAAGUAGAGGAGAAGAAGAAACCUCUGGAUGAGAACCAGAACCCGACUGAGAACAAGGCCAGAGAGGGGCGGGAGUUGGGGGCACGGCCCAAACAGAACUCUUCCCUGGCAUUGGCCAAACCCAUGGAGGUGGACCCACCACUGAGUGAGUGAUGCAUUUAGAGGAUAUUUCUUUUUCUCCAGUUACACUUGUUAGCCUUGUAGUAGUUGAUUGUAGGGCUGGGUGAUAUGGAUGGAUUCAACUAUCACAAUAUCUUACACCUCGAUGUCGAUAUUGUAGGAAGUGGUGCUUUCAUGAGAUAUUUGCACCCAAGAGAUUUUUGAUAAACAAUCAGUAAUGUGGAUGUGAUGACCAAGCAGAUGGAGGCAAAUAAAAUUGCAUGCCUUUACUGUAAUGCAGCCUUUAAAACCAGGAAAAGACAACAUGCCACUUCUCAAUAUUACAACCUCCAAAUCCCCAGACAGUAUUUAGUGUCAUAUCAUGACAUCGAUAUAAUAUUUAUUCAUCACCCAGCCAUACCAUGGACCAGUGUGGGAUCUAAACUAACACUUACAUAAGACCCUUAUUUUUCCAAUGCUGUUUUGUCAACCCUUUAUACCUGUCCUAUGUCUGCAUAAAAACCCAAGAAGGAUAAACAAACCACGCACAGCAAGAAUCCUCUCUGUGUAAAAACACUUCCCUGAGAAUUAAACUGAUGUGAAUGGCAAAGCUUGGCCAACUACAUUAACUCAUUGUGUGUUCAAUUCUAGACUAACUGGACACAUUCAUUGGCUGAUGGACCCCCCUGAACCACCACUAAUGGAGCCUCUUCAACCUUUUUACUGAUUGUAAAGCUGCUUAGCUGGUAUCAUCAUCAAAACAGAGCCUCGGGCAAGGGUAAUUCACUGAGUUUGACUGUAUUUGCAAAGAAGUAUGAUUAUUUAUUUAUGUAAACAGAGAUUAUACUGUGUGUUUCAGUGGUGUGCAGUCAUUAUGAUACAGUAUCUUCUCGCUGUGUUAGUUUGUCAGACUACUGUGACAUGAAUCCCUUUUCCUGCUAUCUAUUGUUUUUAGCCCACAUGUUUUUCAUAUAAGGGAAUUUUGGGCUUUGCUUUGGUAGAUGUCUUCAUGUGGGAUUGUAAUAGCUCAAGGAUCAUUCAUACUGGUUGAACGAAGCACAAAUUGAACGAAAGCACAAAUUGCGACUCAGGUAACCGUCACAAAUUUAAACUCAUUUUGAAUACUCCAUAGUUUUGGCGGAUACCAUUGGAACAAGUGCACUACUUAAAUAAAUUGUAAUGUUGUGUCAAGGGAAUUGGUUUUAAAAGAUUUCCAUUUGUUGUGACCAAACUGAAAAUGCCUUUCUUAUGCUGCAUUGUUUUAUUACACUAUUAGUGAACAGCUACAAAGCAGUUGUGCAGUUAUUGAUUUUUCUUGGUUGUCUAUUUAGCGUUCCUCAAAGCACUGGCUCUCAAUCCGGGACAUCAGGACUAAGUGUACUGCUAGCUUUCCAUCUUGCUAGGUAGUUUAUUGCAUUCGGUGGGAAUCCCAGGUUUAAAUCAGUUCACUGAUUAGACAGGUAGAAUGAAAGCCAGCCUCAGUGUUGUCCAGUGGUGGUGCCAUAGAGGGCUAUGUCUGCCUAUUUUCCUUCCUGCCAAAGUACACCAGGACAUUUCAUUAAUUAAUGAUUACUGAUUAGUGUCUCCUCUCUACUCGAAGAUGUACUGAUCGGUGAAAUCACCUGGUGUUGUGGUUCGUGGGAAAGAAAACUUGCAGACUUAAACAGCACUGUCCUACCUUAUAACUAUUGCUUUGCCAUUAUUCAGUGGAUCUGUUUCCAUACUGGCUCUCAGGAUUCAGAGCCUGGAGGGUUUUUGUUCUAGCCAUCACAUCAGAGACUGAUCUACACUUGGUGUGUCAGAUGAAUGCACUCAUUUAUUUGGUAGAAUAGAAAAUCAGCAGAAUUGGCUACCAGAGGAGCAGAGGUACAUUUGGACUGGGAUACUCUAAUACUAAACACACACAAGCCAUAGACUUACAUGUUGCAUGCUGUGUGUGGUGUGUAUACUGUCACUAGUAUCCCAGUCCAAAUAUGGGCCGAGAUUAAGAAUCACUUCCAUAGACUGACCCUCUUUUUGAAAACAAUUCUUGGUCUUUUGCGUGAAUAUGUUUUAUGUACUAUAUAUCAAAUCCAAUGUUGUUGAUUAUUUUGACAAUCAUCACAUGCACUAUAUCACCCACUGUGGGCAAAUACUGACUUGUUCAUAUAAUGAUAUAUAAUAAGGAAAGCUCAAGCCAGAAACGCAGGCCUAACUGUUGGCCUCCAUUGUUGUUUAGGGGAUUGUUACUUAGUUUUCGCCCCUUGAUGCAUGGUUCUCGGUCCAACACAUGAAUCAAGUUACUUCUGAAUAAUUUAUUGAAGACUGAGUGUUUUCUCUUUGGGGAUUAAUGUCUGUAUCUGGGAUAGGAGACCAUGUGCAGUGGGUUGCUGAGGGGAUGCAGGUUUUCUUUGCAGCCAAACACUAGAUGGCAAAAUUCUCUGAUUAGUACACCUUCAUCUGAAGAGGAAGAACUGAUCAGCUAAAUUGCCUGGUAUAGUCUCUGGUUGGAAUGAAAACCUGCAGAUUCCCAGUGGCACAUGGUUUCCUGUCCCUGUGCUACAUGUUGUACUUUUUAGAUUUGCUACACCUUUUAUUUGCUUAUACAAUUGAGAUUUGUUUGUGAACAGACUGGGGUUUCUUUAUUUUAACAAGUGCUGUGCUGUUUUUUUCUAUUAUAUCCAAAUAAAUGUAUAUUUUGAUUUAACUCUAGAAUGUAUUUUCUUUGAGUGUCUGACAAAUGUAGACUAUUAUUCAAAAUCCCAUGAGUAUUUUAUCAUCCUGAGGCAGAUACCUCUUUAAAUCCGCAAAAUAGUGCAGCUGAAGUAGGCUAUUGGCAUAAAAAGGACAACAGUUGUUAUGGUAAACGUAAGUUAUUUCCCUC
Molecule: messenger RNA, 3740 nt
Organism: Myripristis murdjan (pinecone soldierfish)
Lineage: Eukaryota; Metazoa; Chordata; Actinopteri; Holocentriformes; Holocentridae
Gene: gimapl
Product: GTPase IMAP family member 4
Exons: 2
Coding region: 101-931 (276 amino acids)
Molecular function (GO): GTP binding
Source: RefSeq, a predicted model, not a curated record